Penicillium oxalicum is the source of this 1086-nucleotide messenger RNA. Its product is annotated as RNA methyltransferase, TrmH family. The transcript has a single exon. Gene Ontology annotation, cellular component: mitochondrion. The record is from RefSeq and is a predicted model, not a curated record. Gene Ontology annotation, biological process: rRNA methylation. The coding region runs from base 1 to 1086 and encodes 361 amino acids. Lineage: Eukaryota; Fungi; Ascomycota; Eurotiomycetes; Eurotiales; Aspergillaceae. Gene Ontology annotation, molecular function: RNA binding; RNA methyltransferase activity.
AUGCCCACAAAAAGGGGAUCCUCCUCUCAUCGUCGUACAGACGGAAUGCCGGAACGAAUCAAAGACAAUGUGAAAGUGCCUGAGUCGAUUCCCUAUUCAAGCCCAGCAUCCGAAUUCAUUUAUGGCACGAGCGCAGUGGAAGCUGCACUGAGAUGUGGUAGGCGGAAACUAUACAAAUUGUAUCUCUAUCAACGAGCCGGAGAGGACCUUGGCCCGGCCAAGGCUGCGCUUCGAAAGCUGGCCCUUUCGAAAAGUAUUGAGACGAAGCUGGCCUUCGCCGGAUGGGACCGGCUCAUGGAUAAGAUGUCAGCCGGACGUCCACACAAUGGCUGUGUUCUCGAAGCCUCGCCCUUGCCCCGACUUCCUGUGCGCGGUCUUCACGAGGUCCAGUCGAUAUCGGAGAGUCACUUUCGCGUUGAACUAGCAGCCCAGUCACGAGAGGAAGCUGUGGUCAACGGUACGAAUGACCAUAUUCUUAUCCUGCAUUCUCAGGAUUCUCGUACGGGCCAACAAGCCUAUCGAUACCCAGUCGCUUUGCUCUUGGAUGGGGUCGUAGAUUCCGGCAACAUCGGCGCCAUCAUUCGGUCUGCUUACUACCUCGGAAUUGAUGCAAUCAUCUUUGCUGGCCGCCAAUCAGCUCCUCUGUCCCCCGUGACUAUCAAGGCUUCAGCUGGCGCAGCAGAAAAUAUGAUGUUAUUGCACGCCCCAAACGAAGUCGAGUUCAUCAAACGUUCCAAAAAGAACGGAUGGCGUUUCUAUGCUGCCGACGCGCCUGGUCCGGGUGCCACCCAUGUCGAUCGCUCUGCAACAGAAGGCGAGGAGGUUCUUCCGACGUUGCAUUCCCCUAGUGUGAUCAUGAUGGGAAGCGAGGCGUCUGGACUGAAUUCUCACAUCAAGUCGCAUGCGGACUCCGUCGUGAGCAUUCCUGGUGCCCGUCAUAGUGCUCAUCUGGGUGUGGAGGCGGAUCCCGCCCGCGUUGACAGUCUCAAUGUGAGCGUUGCCGCGGCCUUGUUGAUGGAGAUGUUCUUGCGAACUCCACUUGCCAUGUCUGCACCGAUCAGGAAAAGCAAAGACCGCGUGUGGUAG